Pterocles gutturalis (yellow-throated sandgrouse) is the source of this 2723-nucleotide messenger RNA. RefSeq names its product zinc fingers and homeoboxes 2 (gene ZHX2). Lineage: Eukaryota; Metazoa; Chordata; Aves; Pterocliformes; Pteroclidae. The transcript has 2 exons. The coding region runs from base 183 to 2663 and encodes 826 amino acids. Gene Ontology annotation, molecular function: DNA-binding transcription factor activity, RNA polymerase II-specific; DNA binding. The record is from RefSeq and is a predicted model, not a curated record. Gene Ontology annotation, cellular component: nucleus. Gene Ontology annotation, biological process: regulation of transcription by RNA polymerase II.
UGUAGCUGACAGGUCUACUGGCGGAGCUGAUGGUCACAGCCAGGGUGGAAGUUCUUCAUUAAACAAAACAGAGUAAAAUAAUCAAGGAAAGUUGGAGCUGUUUGCAAGAUCUGUUGAGUUGAUUGCUCAUCCUGUCAAAAAAAGUCAUAAUUUGGGACAACGGCCCUCUGCCAGUGGCUGCCAUGGCUAGCAAAAGAAAGUCAACGACUCCUUGUAUGGUGCGAACAUCUGAAGUCAUGGAGCAGGAAGGCACUGAGGGCGUAGAGGCUCCUAAAGAGAAGGGGGCUGGCACACCGCAGCAGGACUCUAAAAAAAAUUUGCCUUCAGAAAGCUCAGUCAAAAACUGCGAAGUGGUUGAGGCAAAGCCCCCAGCUGAAAAUCAGUCUAAGAAACCCCAGGGUGGUUAUGAGUGUAAAUACUGCCCUUACUCAACACAAAACUUAAAUGAAUUUACAGAGCAUGUUGACACUCAGCAUCCAAAUGUCAUUCUCAACCCUCUGUAUGUCUGUGCUGAAUGCAACUUCACAACCAAAAAAUAUGAUUCUUUAUCUGACCACAACACAAAAUACCACCCAGGAGAGACUAACUUUAAACUGAAAUUAAUAAAACGCAAUAAUCAGACUGUUUUAGAGCAGUCCAUUGAGACCACUGCUAACAAUGUCACUGUCACAAGCAGUGGGCUAGAAAAUGCAGAGUAUGAUGAUUCACCUCAUGGGGGAACUAGUGCAAGUAAAACGCCGGUGACGAAACUGGGAAAACCUAAAGGGGAAACCAAGAAGGGUCCCAAAAAGCCAGAAGAAGGAGUUACGGAAAACCACGUGGAUGGCACUCUCCCCCGCAUUAUAACUGAAGCCACUGAAGCUAUUGCUUGUAUAAAUGGAGACCUUCUCAAUGAUGUGUUAGCCCAUGUUAUGCCCUCUGUACAGCUGCCACCAAAUAUUAACCUUGUCCCCAAGGUCCCAGUACCUCUGAACAGUACCAAAUACAACUCUGCACUGGACACUAAUGCAACCAUGAUCAACUCCUUUAAUAAAUUUCCUUACCCAACACAAGCAGAGUUGUCGUGGUUGACAGCAGCAUCAAAACAUCCGGAAGAACAAAUCCGAAUCUGGUUUGCUACACAACGUUUGAAGCAUGGUAUAAGUUGGUCUCCUGAAGAAGUGGAGGAGGCAAGAAAGAAGAUGUUCAAUGGUACUAUCCAGGCAGUUCCCCAAACCAUCACUGUCCUGCCAGCUCCUUUGACAACUGCAAAAAUGCCCCAGCCCAUCAUCCAAACAGCUUUGCCUUGUCAGAUACUGGGCCAGACCGGUCUGGUUUUGACUCCUGUGUCAAAUGGUUCAACUGUUUCCUGUUCACCAAUUACACUUGCUGUUGCUCCAAACCAGGGGCAAAAGAGGACGAUACAGACCUUACCAAGUGCCCCGGAGGCCAAGCGUCCUCACGUAGUUCAGGUGCCUGAGGUUCCUGCCAAGUUGUCUGCUGUACCACUGACUCCAGCCAGUGAGCGAAAAAAGACGAAGGAGCAGAUAGCAGAGCUGAAGGCCAGUUUCAUGGCAAGCCAGUUUCCCAAUGAUGCAGAAGUCUACCGGCUGAUAGAGGCGACGGGUCUCUCCAGGAGUGAGAUCAAGAAGUGGUUCAGCGACCACAGAUACAGAAGUCAAAGGGGCAUUGUGCACAUCCCUGGCGAGGUUUUAGGACCUUCAGCUGGUCGACACGGCCGUUCUUUUCACCCAUACACAGAUUUUACUCCCCAGAGAUUCAAAGAGAAAACCCAAGAGCAGCUUAGAGCCCUUGAGGAGAGUUUCCUAAGAUGCUCUUUUCCUACCCAAGGAGAAUUGGACAGGCUUCGAGUGGAGACUAAGCUGAGUAGGAGGGAGAUAGAUUCAUGGUUCUCUGAGAGGAGAAAGAUAAGAGACAGCAUGGAGCAAGCUGUCUUGGACUCAAUGGGAUCAUACAGAAAAAUUAAAGAACAAGGAACUCCCAAUGGUGCAAUAAGCCAGGCAGAACUGCUGAGUAGCUCCCAGCUCCCUGGUGCUUUAUCUGGGUCCUCCACCACAUUUAAGAAAACCCAAGAGCAGAUUCAUCUACUGAAAAGCACAUUUGCAAGGACCCAGUGGCCAUCACCCCAGGAGUAUGACCAGUUAGCAUCUCAGACUGGGCUCACAAGAACUGAAAUAGUUCGCUGGUUCAAGGAAAACCGGUCUUCGCUGAGAACAGGGUCGCUUAAAUGGAUUGACCAGUACCAGCAGCAGUAUGUUGUUGACAGUCAUGAGCAAAGCCAGAAAAAGGGAUCAAAGCACAUUGAGAGUCCAAAGAACGGUAACGAGGUGUCUCGGCAGCAUUACCAGGAGCAUAAAAAACUGAAUGAAGAGAACGGAGGGAAGGUUGUGGCGAGAGCAAAAAGAGACUGUGAACCACUGAAAGACUCUUUGUUGGGGAAUCAAGCAGAGGGUGCGGACAGGUUGGAGUGCAACAGCCACGAUGGCCAUGGCAGUGAGGAGAACGAGGAGCCAGCAGAGGUCAACUGGGUGGAGGUGACAGUGGGUGAGGAUGAUGCUGCGUCAGACUGUACAGACAGCUGGAGCCAAACAGCACCCGAAGGCCAGGCGGAGCUGGCGGACUUUGACUCUGAAAGUAUAUCUGGAGACAAUUCCCACGUAUAAAGAGGGGUACUCCUCAGCUGCACUGUGCUGAUGUUGAAGGGGAAAUGCUGUCUGAAAAUA